Molecule: messenger RNA, 554 nt
Organism: Rhipicephalus microplus (southern cattle tick)
Lineage: Eukaryota; Metazoa; Arthropoda; Arachnida; Ixodida; Ixodidae
Product: L-fucose kinase-like
Biological process (GO): GDP-L-fucose salvage
Molecular function (GO): ATP binding; fucokinase activity
Source: RefSeq, a predicted model, not a curated record
GACUAUCUUCUAGAACCUUGUGGAAGAGCUUUCAUGAGUGUGCCGGGCAUUUACGCUGCUUCCGUUGCCAGAUCGAUGGUCAAUCUACCAACUUGGAGAAUCUGUUCAACAUCACCUCCCAAAUGCAAAAAAAUGGUCCUCCAGGCGUAUGGCUCUGCAGCACAGACAUGGUUUUGACCUGCAGUGACGUCGCCAUCGACUGGUCCUGUGUUAAAGAUGGUCUGCUCAUAUGCUCCAUUUGUGAUCCCCACUAUGCGGCAAAUCAUGGUGCUGUAAAGGUGAACAGUGAUGGCGUAGUUUCAAGCAUUCUGUAUUGUGGAACAUUGCAAGCCUUGCGGGAUUACACACUUACCGAUGGAACGGUUCUUAUGUCAUUGUUUUUUGAUUUUCUGGUGGCCAUGGCUGAAGAUGUCAUACAAGACACAUUUGUUAGUGGCCAUUAUGGUCACUGCUAUGACCAAAAGUUUAGCCUUGAGAAGAGAACUAUGGCCCAGAGGACUCAAACUGUUGUUUGGAAAGAACUGUCACCAUGCACUCUAAAAACUUGUGAGUAG